Sesamum indicum (sesame) is the source of this 822-nucleotide messenger RNA. RefSeq names its product transcription factor-like protein. The record is from RefSeq and is a predicted model, not a curated record. Gene Ontology annotation, biological process: DNA-templated transcription. Lineage: Eukaryota; Viridiplantae; Streptophyta; Magnoliopsida; Lamiales; Pedaliaceae. Gene Ontology annotation, molecular function: sequence-specific DNA binding.
UCCCCUUUUCUCUCACCCACCCACCCACCCACAAGAUAAUGCUUUUCCAGCGCUUUUACGACACCUGGUUUGAGCAGCUCAGGCAGCUGGUGCAGCAGCUCAGUGAAGCCCCCAUCCCACCCACCACCGAGGAACACCACCUCCAGCUCCGCCAGCUCGUCCAUAAGGCCAUGUCCCACUACGCGGAGUACUACAGAGCCAAGUCCGCCGCCGCCAAGCACGAUGUGCUAGCUUUCUUCUCCGCCCCAUGGACCACCUCACUGGAGAGGUCGCUCCAUUGGAUCGGCGGGUGGCGGCCCACCACCGCCUUCCACCUCGUCUACACGGAGUCCAGCAUCCUGUUUGAGUCCCACGUGGUGGACAUCCUCCGUGGCUUCCACACCGGCGACCUCGGCGACCUCUCCCCGGGGCAGUUCCGCCGUGUUAGCGAGCUUCAAAUUGAGACCGUACAACAAGAGAAUGAUAUCACCGAUGAGCUCUCCGACUGGCAGGACGAUACGACUGAUAUUCUGGGGACGAAGUACGGAGACGGCGACCGGAAAAUGGAAAAACUGGCGAAGAUUCUCGAGAGGGCGGACCAGCUGCGGCUGAAGACGAUAGAAACCCUGGUGGAGCUGCUGACGCCGCAGCAGGCGGCGGAGUUCUUGGUAGCGGCGGCGGAGCUGCACUUCGGGGUUCGUGGAUGGGGCAUUCGGGUAGACCGUGAACGAGGAAGCAGUUGAUCGAUGACUCAUGUGCAUGUGAUCAUGUACAUUUGGUAAUUGUAAGAAGCUUAUAACUAGACAGCAAUUAAUUACAUCAAUUUCGGGUGAAUUUGAAGUU